Molecule: messenger RNA, 1485 nt
Organism: Castor canadensis (American beaver)
Lineage: Eukaryota; Metazoa; Chordata; Mammalia; Rodentia; Castoridae
Product: b(0,+)-type amino acid transporter 1-like
Biological process (GO): amino acid transmembrane transport
Cellular component (GO): membrane
Molecular function (GO): L-amino acid transmembrane transporter activity
Source: RefSeq, a predicted model, not a curated record
AUGAAGAGAAACAAGGAAAAGGGUGAGAGCGAGGGGGUGACUGGGCAAGAAUCUGGAAGUGGGGCACCAGGACUGACACUGAGGAGGGAGAUUGGUCUGUGGAGUGCUGUGUCCCUGACUGCUGGCUGUAUGAUCGGCUCUGGCAUCUUUAUGACACCUCAAGGGGUCUUGAUCCAUAUGGGUACUCCUGGAGCCAGUCUUGUGGUAUGGGCAGUCUGUGGCCUCCUGGCCAUGCUGGGUGCCCUGUGCUAUGCUGAGCUGGGGGCCCUGAUUCCUGAAUCUGGAGGAGAGUAUGCCUACAUCUUGAGAAACUUUGGCUCCUUACCAGCCUUCCUGGUUAUCUACACAUACGUUCUGGUGGGCAGACCAGCCACCAUCACUGCUGUGUCUCUGAGCUUUGCCGAGUAUGCCUUGGCUCCCUUCUUUCCUGGUUGCUCCUCACUGCCCCAGGUUGUAUUCAAGAAUGUGGCUGCUUUCUGCAUCCUACUGCUGAUGCUGAUCAACUUCUGGAGUUCUCGGUUGUCCACCAUGGUGAUGAACGUGUGUACAGCUGCCAAAGUGUUCUCAUUGCUGGUCAUUGUGGUGGGUGGGGCUGUGAUGCUGGGCCAGGGCCGUGAUGCUGGCCAGGGCCGUGGCCGCACAGAAACCCUUCUGUCCACCUUCCAAAACACAACGCAACAGGCCGGGCGCAUUGGUAUGGCUUUCUACCAGGGACUGUGGUAUUUUGAUGGCUGGAAUAGCAUCAACUACGUGAUGGAGGAGCUCAAGAAUCCAAAGCAUAACCUGGUGUGGGCACUGAUGAUCGCCAUCCCCCUGGUCACCAGCCUAUAUGUCCUGGUCAACAUCAGUUACCUGUUGGUGCUGUCACCCAGUGAGAUCCUCUCCUCUGACGCUAUGGCUGUGAGCUGGGGGAACCAGGUUCUGGGAUCCUGGGCUUGGCUGGUGCCUUUGGCUGUCGCACUUUCUACAUUUGGUUCUGUCAAUGGGACAUUCUUUGGUGGCAGCCGUGUGUGCUAUGCAGCAGCAAGAGAGGGCCACAUGCCCCAGCUGCUGUCCAUGGUUCAUGUGCAUCGCCUCACACCAACUCCGGCCCUGAUGUUCACCACAGCUGUGGCUUUGGCCCUGGUCAUCCCAGGAGACUUCAGCACCAUUGUAAACUUCUUGAGUUUCCUAUCCUGGCUCACCUAUGGAACCACCAUUAGCUGCCUCCUAUACUUGCGGAUAAAGACAAAGAAUCUUCCCCGAAUUUACAAGGUUCCCACCUUCAUCCCUGCCAUCAUGCUCUUAGCUUCUCUCUACCUGGUUCUGGCACCUGUCAUUGACAAUCCCCAGCUGGAGUUGCUCUACAUCUUCCUGUUUCUGCUCAGCGGCUUCCUGGUGUAUUUCCUGGUUGUGUACUUCCAGUGCCAGCCCAAGUGUUUGCAAGUGGCCACCCUACAUCUCCAGCUGCUCCUAGAAGUUGCUCCAACCACUAAAGACCAUUGA